Molecule: messenger RNA, 2838 nt
Organism: Nelumbo nucifera (sacred lotus)
Lineage: Eukaryota; Viridiplantae; Streptophyta; Magnoliopsida; Proteales; Nelumbonaceae
Product: pentatricopeptide repeat-containing protein At2g30780-like
Molecular function (GO): protein binding; mRNA binding
Source: RefSeq, a predicted model, not a curated record
UCGCCCUAACAGGGAGAGAGACGGCAGUGAGGUGAUUUUCACCAUCUUCUUCCUUCGAAGAAAGAAAAACCAGCGGCAGUAACCCUUUCAGCUCCGGCGUAUCCUCUCAUCUUUCCAGUAGCCUCCUCUCCCAUUCACUCCCUCAGUCCCUCUCGCUCAUUCUCCCUCUCCAACGAAACAAACCAAGCGCCAGGGGGCCGACGAGACCACUGUCGAGGGGUUUUCUGGAGAAGUCCACUGUUCAUCGUCUUCUCCCUCCGAAGGCGAACCAGCGGCGGCCGCCUUGAGUUUCUCACCGUCGCACUUCUCCAUAUUCGUUGUUCCCCAUCAGACUCGAUACAGAGGCGGCGAGCCUCCCUCUAAGCGUCUCCUCUCUUUCCCUUGUUACCGAUCUAAAAACUCAUCAUCGUCACUGCAACUUCCCGUAGCGGCGAAAUCCAACCGUUCGUCAGUCGUUUACCAGUUCGAAAAAAAGAUCAGAAACGAUUACCGUUGCAGUAUUCAAUCUCAGGCUAUAUCGACUCUGGAAAUGGAGUGCUACUUCAGGUACUUCUCCGUUCAAGCUGGUAGUACUGGAAGUUUGGAUUCCACCAACACAACAAAGGGCGAAGCUGAAUUUUGAUGGAAGCUCUUACGUAAUCCAGGUCCAUUAGGUAUAGGGGGUGUAUUCAGAGAUGGAGAAGGCAGAAUAAUUACUAUGUACUCAGGUCCAAUAGGAGUGGGAGAUUCUUUGAGAGCAGAGGUCAUGGCUUUGCUUCAAGGGGUUUUCAGAUGAAUCAAUUUUUCAGUCCAUAAACCACUGAAACUCCUACCAAACGCUCCUACUAUUCAAUGCAGCGAGCCUGGAGAAUCUCAGAGGUCAAAGUGGAGCUGCUGCUUCUGCAUAGAUGUUCCCUCACAAAUCCCAAAUCCCUAAUCAAUCCCCUCUACAGGAUUCCAUGGACUCUGAACAACAGAUUUGUUAGGGAAUUCUCCGUUCAGAAACCUUAUUCCUGCAAUGAGAAAAUUUCCAGGCUAAUUGCUUUAUUUGAAAAUAAGCCUCAUUCGUUAGGCAAUAAUACAAUUACUUUAUUAUCAGAGAAGCCCGGUUCAUCAGGCAAAAUCGGCUAUAGAGAAAUUCUACGGAAGAGGGUGUCAAAAUUAGCAGUCAAGUUGGUAGCAGCGGAUGCCGAAGAAGACCCGAAGAGCAUCUCUGGGAAUUUAGAGGCAAAUGAAGCCGUUUCAUUAUUUCAGAGUUAUUCUGAUGGAGAUGCAUUUGUUGAGCUGUUGAGGCAGUUGAGUUCAUUGCCUCGGUUGGCACUAGAGGUAUUUAAUUGGAGGAGGAAACAGGUUGAUAAUGGCAUUCCAAUGGUACUGAAGGAAUAUGUAAAGGGUAUAACCAUUGCUGGUAGAGCUAUGAAUGUUGAUCUUGCCUUGGAAUUAUUUAAUGAUGCUGCUAAUAGGGGAAUUAAAUCAACUUGUACUUAUAAUGCAUUGAUGGGUGCUUAUAUGUACAACGGAUUUGCUGAAAAGGCUCAGGCGGUGUUCCGAGACUUAAAGAGAGAACAAAACUGUAGCCCUAGUGUUGUAACAUAUAACAUGCUUAUUUCAAUUUUUGGUAGACAGAUGAUGGUAGAUCACAUGGAGACAGCAUUCAGUGAGAUAAAUCAGUUGGACCUCUUCCCUAAUGUAAGUACAUACAAUCAUUUAAUUGCUGGAUAUGUUACAGCUUGGAUGUGGGACAAAAUGGAGAAGACUUUCAGGAUUAUGAAGGCGAGCAAUGUCAAGCCUGAUAUUAACACUUACUUGCUAAUGCUUCGAGGGUAUGCACAUUCUGGUGAUUUGGAGAAGAUGGAGAGUAUUUAUGCAUUGGUGAAGGACCAUGUCAAUAAGAAGGAAGUGCCAUUGAUUAGAACAAUGAUAAUUGCUUACUGCAAGAGUUCUGAUAAGGAUAGAGUUAGAAAGAUUGAGGAACUAAUGAAGCUUAUUCAAGAAGAACAAUAUAGACCUUGGUUGAAUGCAAUGUUAAUUAAGGUUUAUGCGCAAGAGAACUUGGUGGAAGGGAUGGACAAUUACAUACACCAGGCUUUCGAGCACAACACUUCAGUUACAACAGUAAAAAUUAUGCGUGCAAUCAUCGCAAAUUAUUUCAAAUGCAAUACGGCUGACAAACUUGAAAAUUUUAUAAGACGGGCAGAAUCUGCUGGGUGGAGAAUAUGUCGGUCCUUGUACCAUUCUAAGAUGGUCAUGUAUUCUUCACUGAAUCGUUUUGAAGAAAUGGAAAAUGUCUUAGAAGAGAUGGGCAGGUUUAACCUUGAUCCUUCGAAGAAAACAUUCUUGAUAAUGUACAAGGGUUACAUGCAAAGUGGGCACAGAACUAAAGUAGCACGUAUACUAGGCAUGAUGUGCAAACAUGGAUUUGAAAUUCCAUUGGAUCCCAUUUCUUCACAUUUCAAAGCAGUGGAGUAAAGUAUACUCAGAAAACCCUUAACGGAAUCUCUUUUUAAUGAAAAUUUGCAUUGGUGUUGGGGUUUUGUCUUUAUGUAAUGUUUGGGGUAAUUCUCCUCACUGAUUGUAAUCCUUUUUUUCUUUAAUUAAUUUUCUUAUUAUAAAAAAAAAUAACAGAACAUUAACAAAUCACAUUGCUGAUGAUUUAGGACAUCUGAGUAGGCAAUUUUGGUUUUUAAAUGAAAGCCAUGUAAGUCUCUGAAUGAUCUCAUGCAUUCCUUCAAAUAAUACUUUCAAGGUUCAAUACAUGUACAUUUUUUGUCAUUUUUUUCCUGAUGCUUAGCAUGGUUAUGCUAAGCAAUAUCUUCUUUGUGAAUAAAGGUAAUCUUUCAAGCAGCAAAUUCUCCAUAA